UUGAUGUUCCUUAGAAUGGAGCCGAUUCCAAAACUUCUAGCUGGACUUACUCUGCUGACUCUGUGUGUGGUGGGCUGCCUCAGCCAGCACUGGUCCCACGGGUUGCGCCCCGGAGGAAAGAGAAAUGCUGAAAAUGUGCUUGAUUCUUUCCAAGAGAUAGCCAAAGAGGUUGAUCAACCAGCAGAACCUCAGCACUUUGAGUGCACCAUACACCAGCGCCGUUCUCCACUCAGGGACCUGAAAGGAGCUCUGGAAAGUCUGAUCGAAGAGGAAACUGGGCAGAAGAUGUAAAUCCACUGGACCAGAAAAAUUGACAACACAAGUGUAAUUCUGACUUUGAAAUCUGUGACCCAUUUAAUAUCUGUAAAUUUUGUGAUUUUCAGAAAUUCUUACGCCAGGUUGCACAUGAUGAAGUGCU
Molecule: messenger RNA, 418 nt
Organism: Balaenoptera musculus (blue whale)
Lineage: Eukaryota; Metazoa; Chordata; Mammalia; Artiodactyla; Balaenopteridae
Gene: GNRH1
Product: gonadotropin releasing hormone 1
Exons: 3
Coding region: 4-291 (95 amino acids)
Biological process (GO): multicellular organism development
Cellular component (GO): extracellular region
Molecular function (GO): gonadotropin hormone-releasing hormone activity
Source: RefSeq, a predicted model, not a curated record